AUUGUCUACUUUUGUUCCAACUUUUAGAACACCAUUGGCAUAGCCCUAAGGGUCUCCUAUGUUCGCCUUUAUCCCCACAACGAACCACACUAAAACUGCAAUCCACGGGAAAAAUGCGUGUUAUUGUACAACACUACAGCAGAAGCUUGAGCAUCAGUCGUUAUGCAUUUUCAUUGUAAUUGCCGAUUCGUUGUUAUUUGAAAAGAUCUCCAAAAGAAUAAACAGGUGGUGUAUUAUUAAUAAGGCAUGUGUAUUGAAUCGCAAGUUCACUGACAAUCAAACACAAUUUCUCAAUACUUAAAUAGUUUCCCAUAUAAUGACGAUACAUUGAUAAUAUCCAAUGUUCUGCUUUCUCUCUCCCUUUUGCCUUUCCAUCUAUCUUCCAACUUUUAAAGUAGAAAAUAUUGAACAGUUCGUUUCAUUACUUCCUUACUUUCUUUGUUUAUCUAUAAAGAAAUGAAUUUUUGUCUUCUCAUUUAUUUAUCCUUCUGGUUACAUUCCACCUAUUGUCUAGCUCAGGAUGAACAGAAUUUGUUCUAUCAGUUAUACAAUUUAUUUACUGGUAAUCAAACAUUAACUAAUAUUAUACCAUCCAGUUGGUUAGAUUAUCUUAUUAGUUUGCCUGGAUCUGGAUAUUUCAUCGCAUUUGUUUAUUGGUUACGUCAUCCACUUCUUUUAUGUUUUCUACUUCCAUUUUUAUUAAUCUUUUUUAUUUAUUUCACUGUCAUUUUACUUCAUUUAUACCAUUUACGUUUUUGGUUACGUCGUCAUUUAAAUCGUUUAUUGUCCAAGUUCAGACAGUCGUCAACUUCACCAUCAAUAUCUAUAUCAUCUACUAGUCACAUAUAUUUAGAUUCACUAGCAGAAUUAUUACGUCGUAUUGUUGCUGCUGUAUGGGAUGCCCAUGGACGUAUAUUUCACGGUUAUGAAGUAAUUGGUAUGGAGAAAUUACCACCAAAUGGACCAGCUUAUUUAGUUUAUUAUCAUGGAACAUGUCCAUUUGAUGCAUAUUAUUUUACAUCGAGAUAUUGUAUUGAAAGAGAUAGAUUUCCUGUUCCUGUUGUAGACAGAUUUUUAUUUCGUGUACCUGGACUUGGACGUUUAUUAGAAACAGUCGGUGCAAUUAAAGGUUCUGUUGAUGAAUGUGUCGCUCAUCUGCAACCAGGUCAUAUUCUCAAAAAUGGUAAAGUUUCACAAGGUGAUGUAUUAUUAAUCUCUCCCGGUGGUGUUAGAGAAGCUUUAUUCUCUGAUGAAUUUUAUACAGUUAUGUGGGAGAAUCGUCGAGGUUUUGCACGUAUUUCUUUAUUAUCUGGACAACCUAUUUAUCCAAUGUUUACAGAAAAUAUUCGUGAAACCAUAAGAAUUGUACAAUUUGGCAAAGGUUGGUGGCGUAGCUUAUAUGAAAGGACACGAUUACCGUUAGCCAUAUUUUAUGGUUAUUUCCCUGUUAAACUUAGAACCUAUAUUGGUGAUCCGAUUUAUCCAUUGCCAAAUGAAACAUCUGAUGAAUUAGCUAGUCGAGUUCGUAUAUCCAUUGAAGAACUUAUCAGUAGGCAUCAGUUAAUACCGGCAAAUCUUUUUUGUGCUAUUAUGCAACGAUUCCCUGUAUUCGAUCGUUGGUUAACAAAAUAUAAACUUAAACUAUUUUAUCAUUAUCAUCAGCAUCAAAGACAAACAUGAAUAUCAGUUCAAAACUUUGUCCGACAAAUGUCUUUUUGUUCUAAUUUUGAUUUCAAACAAAAUUGAUUCAAUGUACAAAUAAAAUUUUGGUAUUCAGAACUAGAAAUACAACUAAUCGGGUGACCAAACUGAUAUCAGUAGAGUGCAAUUUGAAACUAAAACCCGAUUGAUUGGACAGUGAGUGAUUUAACUGGUGAAUCAUUGAGUACACGUUGAACUACUACGGAAUAGUAACUAGUACAAUCUACCCAGAAAUGCAUGUAGAAAGCAUACGUGGCUACUAAUAAAAAACCUCGUUAG
Messenger RNA from Schistosoma guineensis, 1980 nucleotides. The record is from the annotation of a GenBank genome assembly. NCBI's taxonomy places the organism in Eukaryota, Metazoa, Platyhelminthes, Trematoda, Strigeidida, Schistosomatidae.